This is a messenger RNA of Toxoplasma gondii ME49, 780 nucleotides long. RefSeq lists its product as hypothetical. The record is from RefSeq and is a predicted model, not a curated record. NCBI's taxonomy places the organism in Eukaryota, Apicomplexa, Conoidasida, Eucoccidiorida, Sarcocystidae. The transcript has 3 exons. The coding region runs from base 371 to 598 and encodes 75 amino acids.
GGUGUCGGGAGGAGGAAAUCGGUGGAGUCAGUCACAUCAUCCUGUCUUCGAUGUGUUGCAAGCGGAUGGUUGUGAAACGGUACGAGGGCGCAGGUGAUUAGUGAUCUGGUGCUGAACGGUUUGUUUACGGUGUGAGAAGUGUUUUCUGAUGUGUGGCGUAGGCUUCAGCUGGCGUCACGGAUGGUAUUGAGCACGGAUCUUGGUUCUGCACGCGGUAGAACGCAGAUGGAGCUGGAUCUGAAUCCAGUGAUUCCUUCUUUCAGUGGCGGCUCCGUCGGCAAUUCGUGAUUAUUGCCAUGCGCUGCGAUGUGGUGUGUACCCUGAAUUGUCAUGUGGGACACCGCGAGACUAUGAGUCUGAGUUUACGGGAAUGUCAUUGUCGGACCACUCUUGGGUAUUAGUAGCAGCGACACCGCGUCAAGCGUCGGCGAGGACAAUUGGGGCGCUGAACGGUGCAACCGGGGUGGAGAGCGUUUCGUGGGGGGACAUAGGCUUACUGGAUUCACAAGCACUUUACCUUACAGUAGUGUCUUCGUUUCGCAUGAUACGCGGCUUGCGAGUCGCCUACUGUUAUUCCUGGAUGCAGAGAAGAUUGUAGGAGGCGAUCGUGUUGGACAUGCAGCAUAGAAUCUGCACGCCGGGGUAGUAUGUAGCAAUAUGUGUUUUUGUUGUUCGCUUGAGCCGGAUUGUGUACGGAUGCAUGGAUGGGUUGGCAAAUGACGGACUGCAUUUAACAUGAGAGUGGAUGAGUGGUUACUGGCGAGAGGCAUGCUUCCCUGG